Amborella trichopoda is the source of this 3058-nucleotide messenger RNA. Lineage: Eukaryota; Viridiplantae; Streptophyta; Magnoliopsida; Amborellales; Amborellaceae. The record is from RefSeq and is a predicted model, not a curated record.
GAGAGAGAUGUAGAUGAUGGUGGUGUCGGUGAUGAUGUGAAAUGCGUUCGAUUUCUUGAAUUUUCAGGCAGAGGUCAACUUCCUAGGGCAACUACAUCACCCCAAUCUUGUUAAGCUUAUCGGUUACUGUAGCGAAGAUGAUCAGAGGUUGCUUGUCUAUGAAUUCAUGACUCGAGGAAGCCUUGAAAACCAUCUCUUCAGAAGAGCUCUCCCUCUUCCGUGGUCUGACAGGUUAAAGGUUGCUCUUGGAGCAGCUAGAGGUUUGGCUUUUCUUCAUGGAAAUGCUGAGCCGGUCAUCUAUCGAGAUUUUAAGACAUCAAACAUCCUGCUAGACUCGGAAUACAAUGCGAAACUGUCAGACUUUGGUUUGGCAAAAGCAGGACCCCAAGGCGACAACACUCAUGUUUCUACUAGGGUUGUUGGAACCUAUGGUUAUGCAGCACCAGAGUAUGUGAUGACUGGGCACCUGACCUCUAAAAGUGAUGUGUAUAGCUUCGGUGUUGUGUUACUAGAGAUUCUAACAGGUCGACGAUCCAUAGAUAAGAAUCGUCCUGGUGGGGAGCAAAAUUUGGUAGCUUGGGCGCGCCCCCGUUUGGCAGACAAGAGGAAGCUUCGCCAACUAGUAGACCCUCGUUUGGAACUGAAUUACUCAAUCAAAGGAGUGCAAAAGGUUGCACAGUUAGCAUACUAUUGCCUAAGCAGGGAUCCCAAAUCUCGGCCUUCAAUGGAUGAUGUGGUGAAGGGCUUAACGCCAUUGAUGCAUCUUGAUGAUCUAGCCCGCUUGUCAUUCCACAGUCAACCAUCACACCAGGCUCGUAACAGACUACAAAACGUCAGGAUUCAGAAAUGCGAGGGUUAUCAUGGGGUAGCAGGUAAGAAGGAUGGUAGAUGAAAUGGUCACUGGAAUUCCAAAAUUGUUUUCUCUGGCCGUUUUGGCUUGAUUGGUUGGGUUUUCUUCAAUACUUGGGUUCGUGGAGAAACUUUGGAAGUGAAAGAGAGUUUCUUAAAAGUUUCAUGUUCUCUUGUGAAUCUCUUCAUGCUUUGAAUUCAGGGGGGAAGGUUUAGCAAUGGCAAUAAGGAUUGCUUGCCUUAUGGCUUUUUCUUCUUGAAUGGACCAACCAAACAGUGGCAGCAAUCAGUUUGGAAUCUGGAAAAACUCUUUCCCGAAGUACCAUGGACAGGCAAUCUUGUAUUAAGUAUGGAAAUAUCAAGGACUCAUCUAUCUGUUUGCCUGGCACUGCACUUAUGAGUAUGUAAAAUAUCUCCUAGUGGAUGGGGACCAAAAGUUUAUCAUCCUUGAUUCUGUUAUGAGAAAUGCUGAUAUUGUAAUCAAAAUGGAUAGAAGACUAAGAUAUUGGAGCAGCGCAAACCUCACAUUCCUGAAAUUAAUGUUUCGUUAUGUUUCUUUUGCACUUUGGUGCUUUCAUCUGUUAUACGUGGCAUUCUUUUUUAAGAUUGUGAGAGGAAUUUGUCAUCACCUUAGAGAUGAAAGGGGUAUUCGACAAGCAUAAGUCCUCGAUGUCUUGGAAGGCUACAAGUUAUGUGCAUGACACACUGUCUCUCGUGCUAUUUCCCUUUGCUUAUCAAUCAUGGAAUGCCACCAAGAAGGAAUUUGGAAUUUCUAUGAUGAUUGUGGAGAAAAUACAGAAUAAUCAGCAUUGAUCAGGAGUUUCAAUUGAAAAUAUAAUGUGUGGUAAGAUACUAUGAGAACGUGUAUGCACACAUGUAUGUGUACAUAUAAAGGUUGAAGGAUUUUUACAUAACUAUAAACAAUUCACUAUGCCGCAAUUUCAAUGUUUAAAGUCAUGAAGGACUGUGGUGAGGCUGUUGCAUGGGCUGGAUACUAGUCUUGGAAGUUGGAUGCUUCCAGUGGUCGCAAUUCCUCUAAAUAAUACGGCAGAACUUUUCAAAUAACUCUUGGGUACUUUUUGCAUACAGAUAAAUGUUGCCUGCUUUUGCAGGACUGGGGAGUCCCUUGCACUGUGUUGAGAGAUUGUUUGUGAGGAGCACCGAAUAUUAAUAUUGGCAAUCCAACUGUGACUUGUUUGGCUGGUACUCCACUGUUCCAUUCCCCAUCCUCUUUGACUCUUUUCCAGAAAAUGGAGGCAACCUGACAAGCAUAUAGCUAAGAACUCUACCUCCUCCUCUGAGUGACUCUGCCUCCCCUUAUCUCUAGCAUCCUUCUCAUGUUUGCUUUCUCUUCUGACUUCAUGACUGUUCUGCAAUUCGGUGUUCUUUUUCCUCUGGGCCUGUGUGAAACUUCACAUCUCUCUCCAAGGAAAUCCCUUCACCUUCGGGGUCAAGCAUCUCUGUCUCAGUUAAGGCAGAGUUGCAAGUUUUCUUGCAAAGUUCUUUGAAAAGAUCUUCUUUUUGAAGCUCAAAGAAAUCCAUGGGUCUAUCUCUUCCCCUCUCCAAUUCUCCACUUUCUAAUGAAUCAUCGUCCUCUCCCUCAUUUAUUCCUUCUGGGAUCCUAGGAAGCCAACCAGUAAACGACAACCCUCCACCCUAAUGACCACGAUCCGGAAACCCUUGUGCCGCGAAGGAAGAUACACUGUCCUGCAUGGGCAAUUGCCUACCACUAUCUUCAUGUUCUUUGUUAUCAUCCUUCUUGAUCUGUUCGACUUGCUCUUCUCCCUUGGUGUCUUUGAUUGACAGAGUUCUCAGAUUAUCCAGCUGACUAAUUUCUCCUUGGGGAGGUAACGUGUCCUCAAACUCUUCUUCACUUGAGUCACAGAUAACGUCAUUUUGCUUCAGAUCUUCGAUAUUGAAGAAUUGGAUCUCUUCAUCCCAGCUAUUCAAAGGGGUUAGUUUCUUGGUUCGCAAAGGAGAGGAGCGAGUAUCAGCUGCUACCUCUGAUCUGUAAUGGCUGUUUUCCUCUCUGAUUUCUCCCUUCUUCUGCCACCCAUCUUUAGGUUUCUCUGUUUUGGAAUGUUUUGUCUGUUGGAGUUCAGGAAGUCUCAUCAAUUUUGAUGCUAUUUGCUUCAACUUUUCAAUAUAAUCAUCUAUAUUUUCCGCAUGUUGUUUUGACUUCUUGUAUGAAAUUCUCCUCUCUUCUAUC